CAUUAGUCGACCACGUGAGGAUGGCGUUGCGCACUCUGUUGGGACGGCGACAGGACUGCACGCGGCGGUGGCUGAGCGUGGAGAGGAAAGUAAGACCGGCGCUGCGACUGGAGUCGGGCGCCUGUGGACUGCCACACCCGCAGAAGCGUGCGACGGGCGGAGAGGACGCCUGGUUCAUCAGCGGCAACACUGUCGGCGUUGCGGACGGUGUCGGCGGCUGGGCGCGCAAGGGCAUCGACUCGGGCGAGUACUCGCGCACGCUCAUGAACUCGGCCAAGCGGACGGUGACGGUCGCGGAUAAGACACCCACGCCGCUGCAAGUGCUGACGGUGGCACAUCGAAGCGCGCAGUGUCCGGGCAGCUCGACGGCUUGUAUCGUGCAGCUGAAUGAUUUGUCGUUGCAGGCGAUCAAUUUAGGCGACUCGGGCUUCCUGCUAUGUCGGUUGCAGCCAGACAAGGUAGAGGGAGGUGCACUGAGGUGGCAGGUCGUUCACGAGACGCCUAACCAGUGUCACUACUUCAACUGCCCGUACCAGCUGGGCUUCGGCGCCAACGGAGACAAGUGUACGAGCUCGAGACACAAGAAGGCGACGUGA
Messenger RNA from Phytophthora infestans T30-4, 596 nucleotides. RefSeq lists its product as uncharacterized. The transcript has 5 exons. Lineage: Eukaryota; Oomycota; Peronosporomycetes; Peronosporales; Peronosporaceae. Bases 264 to 596 code for a protein of 110 amino acids. The record is from RefSeq and is a predicted model, not a curated record.